AUGACUUCAUACAAACAAUCACAACUUUCCCAGUACAGGUUCGACUUUGUCGUAGCUGUGACUCAAGCCAGUAUCAAUGCGACCAUGAAAACCUACCUGGCCGGUUUCAAAGAGCCUGAGAUGAAGAUCUGCUAUGUCGUCGGCCACGAUCCCACCACCUCACAAGUUGUUCCGACGGAGAUUGAGUUUGCGAAGCUCCUCGAAUUGACCGAGGGAGUCGAUCCCUUUACCGUGAACAUCCCGGCAACGAACCCAGAGAACGACCCAAAUUUCCAAAAAUUGAUCAAGGCAAAGUUCAUGACGGGCUUCAAAGUCCAGAUGGGCAUUCCCAACGCAGCCGAUCUUACCAAGUUGCCAAAUAUUGUGGGACUUCGAGCCGAUACAGCCACAGUGGAAUACAAUCUUCUCUGCAGCGAAUUCACCAUCGCCGCUCUGCAGAACGAAUGGGGAACCUAUUCUUGGCUCCAGAAGUCGCAGGAUCCCAACAAACCCUGGCUUUAUUCCGCCACAGUUGAUCUGCGCAUGGCGGAAGUUCCCAGCUCGGCCUACAGCAAGCUUCCCAAGGACGUCAAGGACAAAAUCAAGAACCUGUCAGGCUCAGCAUUCAGCAUCCAGCAGUUGCUGUUUGACCUCAGCAAUGCGGGCUUGUCUAGUGCUGCCAGGGUCGAUGGCGUUCAAGCGGGCUCAGCCCUGGAGACCAUCCUUAACCGAUACUUUGUGUCCAAGUAUGUCGCGAAGCUGCGCGAUGAGGGUAGUCCUAUGUUGGGAUUGGCCGUCGUCCCAUACGAGACAGACAAGUCCAGCCUGACGCUCACGGACCUGAACUUCUCUACCAACCCCUAUAUUGAUCCCACUGGUGGGGAUGUAGUGCUACCUCCUGGAGAGCGUGAGCAGAAUCUGGCUUGUCUCAACUAUUUAUGCGCGGUCAACAAAAACGUCCUUCCGCCUCCAACUCGAUUUCCCUGGAAUUGGUUGGAAGCCGGUGAUCUCGCAGAUCAUGACGGAGUCGUCUCCGUCAAUCGAAACAAUAUGCGGGAUUGGCUCGAGCCUUCACUGAAGGCAGUGGCCAAAAAGCACUGCCUCAAUCCAACAGCCUGGGCGCAGCAUCAUGACGGCAACCUUCUGAAGCUAUACGUGAAGAUAUUUUUUGGACCCGAAGAGCAAGAGCCGGUGAUCGAGCGAAAAGAAGAAGGGCCGACGGUGCUGACCCUAUCGUUCUCCGGAGCUGCCAGCGACGAUGACCAAGCGGGAUCGAUCAAGCUAGAGUACAAGUACACCCUGAAUGUGGAUUUCGUCGGCACCAAUAUCGUCAUCACUCAGAACGUCUGGGUGUGGUAUGAAGCCCACGCCGUGUCAGCAUCGAAUCAUGAUGUUGUUGUUGAUGACCUCCAGACAGACACUUAUCCCAUCACCGUCAGCAACGGUGAGCUCAUAGUAGGCGAAUCAAAGAAAGAACCUAUCCAGCACAGAGCCCACCCUCAGGACAGGAACAGCUUUGUUGGUGCCUUCACAGGACUCAACAGGAUCUCCGACGACAUUAAGGAUCAAUUGCGGGGACUUACAUCGAUCCAACUGGAAACCAUCCCAGUUUCUGCCAUGCAAGGAUUCGUGUUCCCAGGAGGCAACACGUUUGUUUUCAAGAACGCCGAGUUCUCUGAGCACCAGGACCUUCUUGCGUUCAUCAAGUACACAUCUUGA
This is a messenger RNA of Penicillium subrubescens, 1698 nucleotides long. RefSeq lists its product as uncharacterized. Lineage: Eukaryota; Fungi; Ascomycota; Eurotiomycetes; Eurotiales; Aspergillaceae. Bases 1 to 1698 code for a protein of 565 amino acids. The record is from RefSeq and is a predicted model, not a curated record. The transcript has a single exon.